AUGGACCCAGAAGAUGCGCUUCUGAACAUGCAUGACAUGCCCGACCUGAUGGGCUACGACCACGUAUGCCAAUCAUUGCAAAGCGCCCAGAAAGAUCACCCCCGCGCUUUUUCCACAGCCGGCAAGCGGGCGUUCGAGAAGCUCAAAAGAACAGACUGCCGGCCUUCUUCACCCCGCUCGGGUCUUGUCGCCGCAUCCAAGAGAACGGUCCAAUCCUGCAAGACGGAACUAGACGGCCACAUCCAUACUCGGGGGAACAAGCAGGAGGUGAUUGGAAUUACAAGCACGUCGCAUAUUAAGAACCACUCGGAGGAGUGCAGAGCGGAACGCGACCCCGAGCUUCUGGCGGAUGUGCUCGCGGGCAUUAGCCUCGAGACGCCCGAGCAAACCUGGAACCACGACUCUAUACAUCUAGCUUCGGAUACGGGAAUGAGUUUAGAGCUCUUCCUUUUCUCCGCGCGGCUUCGGACGCACAACGUGAACGAGAGCAUCCGCGCGAAGCAGAAGCGGAGUCUCGAAAAAGUAGUUGCCGCGGGGAUCCGUCGCGGGGGGCCGGACGUCCGGAUCACGGAAGACCAGUACGGACGGUUCACGGUGGAAGCGAUCGCUGCAGGGCCGCGGGCAGCCGCAGGCGCGGGGCAAGACGCGGGGCAGGUCGACGUGGUGGCCCCCGUCAAGCCGCCCACGCACGCGCCACGUGGCAGCCACCCGGGAGGCAUCCAAGCGGGCGGUGCGUCUGAGAUGCCCGAAGCAGGUGAAGUCGACUGGGAGAAUCUCCCUCUGGGGCUUGGCGCGGCGCUCCGGCGGGGAACGGCGGUGCCCGGUGAUGACGCCCCGGGCAGCAGGACACGGCGGAUAGCGGACGGACGGGCGGUUGAGCGCGGAGCGGCGCUGCCCGAUGAUGAAGCCCUCGCACCCUGCGCAGACGACGGAGUAGCCCUCAGGCGAGCGGCCGCACGUGGCGACCACGCCCCCGGCCGAACGGUGCGCCACGUGGCAGACAGUGGUGAAGCGGCGCUGACCAGUGCCAAUGACGCCUCGAUGGACGGCCGGUCGGCACGUGGAGGGCCGCUGCCUGAUGAAGACGUCCUGGGCGCAGCCAGGCCAUCAACGGUCCUUGUUGAGGACUUUCGGCGCCGGCUGCAGCCCUUGGAGGACAACCAAAACACUCCGCUUGAAGGCCCUUUGAUCGACUCGCCGCAGCAAGUCCGUCGACGUCCUCGCACCGGGAGGAGCCCGUUCUCGCCAGCCAGCAGCCAAACCGUCGCCCCAAAAGACGACCAUGAAUUCGGAGGGGGCCUAGACUUUUCCCAGCCCAACGAAGUCCCGAAGGUGCCUGGCAGGGGGUCUCUGCACACUCUGGCAGGCACCGUGCACAGUGAAACGAGGGUAGAGCGCGGCGCGCUGAUGCCCGGUCGACAGGCAACCCCUUCCGGCUUCGCAGGCCACGUGGCAAACGGAACGACCUGGUUCGGGUGGGGUGCGGAGGAGCUGCUCGCCCUGGGUGCGGAUGCGGUCGGACACGCCGCAGUGAUCGUGCCCGGUGAAGAGGGCGCGGACUUCAUCGCGCAGAGCACCACGAGGUGGCCCGGUGGGCAGCUCCCGGGCGCGAACGCGAUCGAUCGGGACACGCCGGUGGUGCCCGAAGGACAGGCCCCGGGCGAAAGCACCAUCAGGUGCGAGGCUGUGGAGCUGCUCGGUGGACAGCUCCGUUUGGGCGGGGGCCAAAACUUGCGGGGCGCGGCGGGGGUGCGUGGUCGACCGUCGACCUUAGGCACAAUGGCAACUGGGCAGAACGCGCCGGAGGAGCUCCCGGGCGCGCACUCCACCGGGCGAAGCGCCGCGGGCGUGCUCGGUAGACAGCCCCCUGGCGCAGCCUUCGCUGAACCGGGCACGGUCGAGGGCGGUCGAUGCGGGGCGAGGGUGCCUGAUGGACUGGCCCCCAGCUCGGAGUCAGUGCGGGGCUCGGCGCGGAUUCCAUCAUUUUUGUCGAAGAGUUCCGGAGACGGCUGCAACCAUUGGAUGACUUGGAAGAAUCUGGGCAACAUGAAAACGUGGCACCGUCACCACAAGAUGGAUCCGCAAGGACAAGCCGCGUGGCGGGCUAACCGUAACCGAAAACAUCCGGAGCGCUCACCCAUGAAGUCAAAUAAACUCAGAACGGGGACUCGGAGUUCAGCUCGAGACGUUUCAGAUCCCGAUGAUGAGGGAGAAGGGGGUCUUGAGCGCCCGGACUUUGUGGGCGAGUUGAGCCCUCGCAUGGCGCAGAUCGGUCAGCUUCUCGGGGGCACGUGGCCACUGUUCGAGGAGCACGCGCAGAGCGAGAGUCACCUGGGAACCGGUUUGAGCGGUCAAUUGAUGAGCCGGGAGCGCGGAACGGGGACCCGGGGUCUGGUAAGUGUACGAAGAGGCCUAAAAGCCCCGCCACCUGAGCUUCGAAGGACAUCAGCGAGAGAAGCCGCAGCUGAUGGAACUCAAAGGACCAGCGGGCCACUUUGGCGGCCAAACGAACCACGGCGGCCGGGCAACGACAAUCUGGAAGCUGCGGAGGGCGCCCUUUCAUUGAGGAAGAGUCCUCUGGGAGGAUCGAGUACCGGCGACGCGCCGGCCGCAGCGAGUUCCGGAAACCCUUCGCACGGUCCCAAGGCUUCCGGCUCAAGCCUCCCGGAAGGUGCCACGUGGCAGCUCGGAGUGGCGGAGGAGGGUUUCGAUGCAGUAGUCGUGACAGCGCCUCUCGAUCAAGGCCCUGACAUAGACGUUGCUUCCAUUAUUGCCGCUUACAACUCUGGACGAGGGUAG
This is a messenger RNA of Klebsormidium nitens, 2799 nucleotides long. The record is from the annotation of a GenBank genome assembly. Lineage: Eukaryota; Viridiplantae; Streptophyta; Klebsormidiophyceae; Klebsormidiales; Klebsormidiaceae.